Trypanosoma grayi is the source of this 2985-nucleotide messenger RNA. Its product is annotated as ATP-dependent RNA helicase. NCBI's taxonomy places the organism in Eukaryota, Euglenozoa, Kinetoplastea, Trypanosomatida, Trypanosomatidae. The transcript has a single exon. The record is from RefSeq and is a predicted model, not a curated record. The coding region runs from base 1 to 2985 and encodes 994 amino acids.
AUGGCUAGCGCUAUCCGCCAUGGACGAAAAGGAGGAAAGGUUGCCGCGUCGCAUGGUGUUGCCCCACGGGUGGUCACACCCGAAAGUGCCAUGUCCCCCGCCUCGUUACAGACCCCUGGGGAGGGCACCACAAUCAUAAGCGACCCUAAUGCGGCCCAUCCAUUUGACCCGGACGCAAUCGUGAAUGCCGUAAAAAAACCUACAACGAGCGAAGCGAACGUCCUACAGUUCGAUGCGGAAGCCGCUGUUCAGCAAGUCGGAAAAGGUGUUAUGGUGGGGAGAGUAAAACAAGUCCGAACCACAACGCGCCCACCAAAAGCCAACACGGCGGACAUGAUGUCUAGGCUGCGCGGCGCCCUUAAUGCGCAGAUGAGCAGCCCAAAUUCGCCUAAAAGUGCGUUGGGGUUACAGGAACUCAGUGACCACAACGUUGUGGUGACACGCAAGCCGCAGGAGGCUUUGGUUCUGGCGGUGGCCAUUGCUACAACGGUGCCAGGGGCUAAGGUACUUGUGGUGGUGCCGAAGUAUUUCGAGGUUAGCCCUGUAAAGGCAUACCUGGAUUCAUUGGAAGUUGAGGGUGGGAAAGCAAUGUUAGGUAAGUUUUGCGGAGAAACGUUUGAAGGCAGCGAAGCGACAAACCUUUGGGUAUCAACGGCGGAAAUGAUGCUCCUUUAUCUAACGAGGAUGAAGGAUAUUGCUCCAUUUACGCAUGUCGUGGUGCCAGACCUCUCUAGCACGACCCAUUUGCUUUCGUGUUUCGUAAAGGCACUCAGUCAAUGGAUGCUGAGCGGUGGCAAUCAUUCACAGUCGGUGCGACUUGUCGUAACGUCGGAGCGAGCUGAUUGUAGCAAAAUCGAAGGAAUGCCUGAGGGUUUGAAGAUAGCCGUUCUUGAUAGCGAGGCCCAACAGGUAACGGAGUUUUCGUAUGGUGAAACAUGUGCGCUUGUUGGUAAAGAAAUGAUGGAAAUGGAAAGGGACAGCUUUGGUAGGUUCCCAGAGCCGACAAAAUGUCUCAUCGACUACACUGCAAAAGUGGCAGCCGAUGUGGUGAGGUGCAUCAUCAAAGAAAGCAAAACCUCGCAGGUUGUCGUGGUCUUCACUGCGGAGGCACGCGAAGUCCUGACAGCCUUGCAAGAUGCUCGCAUUGAGGGUUGUGCCGUCUAUUCUGGUUUCAAGAGCACUGAAGAAACAAACAAUAUGAAGCAUCGUGUGUAUGUGAUGAAUCACGUGCGCCACGCCCUGGAAACCGAGAAUGAGUACACUAUGGUACUGGAUAUGGGUACUAUCAGGCGACCAACAGCGCAGCACAAGUCGGAGCUUUUUAUGGCUGCUAGUACAACGGAGUGGGAGCGAAAGACAGAACGCGCAGAACGUAUUUCGAUCCUUGACGGGAAAAAAGAACACUGCUAUUUUGCUUUGUAUUCCAAUGAUGUUGCGGCGGCGUUCCGCGAAGACACCAAAUCUCUUCCUGAUGUUUUCAGUGUUGAGGAUGCGUUUGUCCAGUGUGCCAGGCUGGGCCUUCCUAUGAAUGAGGUGAUGGCUAUUUUACCAGACAUUCCUGCUGAGACAACUGAGCAAGUGAUGCACAACCUGGCUGAGAAGUGCAUGGUAGCCAACCCGCAGAACCUUGCAAUUACCUUCCUCGGUGAAAUGACCGCUCGCCUCCCUGUGGAGUUAGAUAUCGCCUGUUUUAUAAUUGGUGGUUGUAACAUUGGUUUUGGAGAGGCUGUGCUGGCCAUAGGUAGCGUGGCAGCGUUGCCAUUCCGGUCCACCACUCCGUUGACGUACAGUAGUGCCCACUGGAACGAGUCGACAAGGCAGAGUCGUGAAAAGUACGGCGGUGACAUCGCUCGUCAGAGUGACCUUCUUGCCGAUACCUUUGUAUUCAUCGAGUGGCUAAAAUUGCGUUCACGUGGAGAACCUACUGCAAGCUUCCUCGAUGAGAUCCUCGUUCAAGAGUUCAAGCUGGAGAAGAUUGAGGGAUUGAUGAACUACAUGAGGGAGCAACUGACGAAUUACGUCUUCCUCGAGCAUUUCGAAACAUUGUCAGUUCUUGAAAGCGUGGCUGCUUCGGUGCAGGAAAACUCCACGGUCUUCUUGCUGUUGGAAUCUGUUGCCUUGGCGCGGCGUGCGGCGUUCAUCCGCGACGCGGGGCAUCUUAAUGAAAAAGAACGUUACGCCUCAAUGGCGUUUGUCCGGACUUCAAAGCGCUUAGUGCCGCACAACUUUAUUCCGUCGUCCAUUAAGUGGGAUACCGGUAAGAUAAUGAUUCCCGUGAUCCUAAAGAAUGGCUCAACAAUCCUUGCCGGUCUCUUCUCGCUCAUACAUACACCGUACUUCUUCGCAUCGUUACUACUACUCUACCCCCAAGUGGAAUACUCCAACUCUGUGAUUACUGAUAAAGGAUGUGUCGUGUACUUUGGUGUGUCAUGCAACCGACAAAUGAAGCGCUUUAUGGUACCAGUGGAGGAGGCUGCACAGAUCCUUAAUUUCCGUGAGAAAGUGAAUGAAGCACUUGGGUGCAUGCAAGCGCUUCGCAUUCUACCUCAUCCUGUAUCGCGAACAAAAUUUGGCCUCGCACUGAAGGAGUAUGACCGACACUUGGAUCUUGAGCGGUUGCACAAGGACAUUCGCCGGCAGCUUCUUGAACUUGUGACGGAGUUAAACGUGGUGGAGCAUCAAGGAAGCUUCGAGACCUUCGCGACGCAUUGCACUGCGCCAAAGGAGACAUUGCCUAUGUCAAGCACCCCCGCGACAGAUGUGGCGAUGCUACACCGCUUUGCUAACGGGACGCUGUGGGAGAAGCAGACGACACCGCACUCCACCACGCUGCCGCCAGGCGCUGUCCCGGGCAGAGGGAGCACACCGGCGCUGACCACCGCUCCGCUGUUAGACAUGGAUGACGACGACGACGAGGUGGAGGUCAUUCAAGAGUCGUUCUUCAUGCGACAUGGGCCGCUUAUAGAGGAUGACGAUGAUAAAUGA